AUGAGUAAGCGCUUGGGAAAAGAGACAGUUUCGGGUACUCCAGCGAAACAAUCCAAACAUUGGUCUAUAGGUCUGCUUGAAUCUAUGAGAGACCCUGAAUGUAUUGUAAAGCAAACUAAAAAAAUUGUUGUGAUCCGUGAUAAGUAUCCUAAAGCAAAAAUCCACUAUCUAAUGUUACCUCAUGAGAAUAUAAGCAGUAUUCAUAAGUUAAACAGUACUCACAUUGAUCUAUUAAAAGAAUUCAAUAAGAUAUAUGAAGAAAUAAAAAUAGAAAAUGAAGAUCAUUCUCUGAAAGCUGGAUUUCAUGCAGUACCUUCCAUGCAAAGGUUACACAUGCACAUUAUAAGCAAAGAUAUGGUAUCCCCUUGUUUAAAGACUAAAAUGCAUUGGAACAGCUUUACAACUGACUUUUUCAUAAAUUAUGAAGAUAUUUUAAAGGAGUUGAAAGAGACAGGAUCCAUUAAGAAAAUAUCCCCCGAUUUACACAAAAAACUUUUAGCAACACCUUUACAGUGUAACCAAUGCAGCUUUAAACCCAAGAAUAUGCCUGACUUAAAAGAUCAUUUAAUGUCUCAUAUGAAUGUAUAA
Chilo suppressalis (striped riceborer) is the source of this 588-nucleotide messenger RNA. Lineage: Eukaryota; Metazoa; Arthropoda; Insecta; Lepidoptera; Crambidae. The record is from the annotation of a GenBank genome assembly.